CAUUCUCCUGCUUGCUCUUUGCUAAGCUACAGCUGGUUCGCCACAACACAGCCUGAGACCAAAGCUAAUGCUCGUUAGCAUAGCUACCGACGACGGCGGAUAAACGGUUUUCCCGUAACUAACGUGAUGUCACAGUGCUUUCCCUGCAAGAUUUGUAACUGAACAUUAGCUUCGAGCUAAUAUUUAGUCUUCCACUGAGAAGACUCAGGAACUCAGGCCUCUGUGCACUGAUCAUGAUGGAGAAAACGUUUAUGGAAACCAGGGGCUACACAUAUAAGGCCGCCCUUGCAGAAGGAUCGUUUGGUAAAGUUGUAAAAGCAGAGUCAAUUCAUCUGAAGAAAAUAGUCGCCAUAAAGGUUAUUGGCCUGAACAAAUACACCACCGUCAACAGAGAAAAGUUUGUCACUCAGGAAAAAGAAAUUAUUAGAACUUUAAAGCAUCCCAACAUCGUCAAAACCUAUGAUGUGUUUGAGUCUCGCUCAGAAAUGGUCUACGUGGUGAUGGAGCUUUGCCCACAAGGAGACGUCGCUAAGCUCAUUUCAACCAGAGGGCCUCUGGAUGAAUGUUUCAGCUGCCGACUUUUCAAGCAGCUGUGUCUGGCCAUUGAGUAUCUUCACGGAAUUGACAUUGCUCACAAAGAUAUCAAGUGUGAAAACCUUCUUUUGGACAUGCACUAUAACCUCAAACUGUGUGACUUUGGCUUCAGCGAGAAGGUCACUUACAACCAGGGCAAAUUGGUGCUGAGUGACACCCACUGCGGCACCUUGCAAUACGCGGCACCGGAGAUCCUGAAGAACCUCCCGCACAACUCAAAGAUCUCUGACGUGUGGAGCAUGGGCGUCGUGUUGUACAAGAUGCUCUGCGGGUCGCUUCCUUUCACCACCACCAACACGACAAAACUAGUGCAGCUUCAACUGAAGCAUAACAUCAAGUUCCCGACCGACCCGUCCAUUUCAAGUCUGGCGAAAGAGCUGAUUCACAGUAUUCUGCACCCGGUGGUGGACCAUCGGAUCACAGUGAGCAGGAUGCUAGAGAGUCCGUGGAUGGUAAAGGCGAUGGAGGAAGACAGUGACGAGGGGACAACGGCGAGUCAGAUGGCGAGUCAGACAGCGAGCCAGACGGCGAGUCAGUCGGCGAGCCAGACGGCGAGUCGGACGCCGAGUCAGACGGCGCCUGCAAGUGAAAUCAAAGAGGAUUAGCUAACAAUAAAUAACUCGGACGCAUUGAAAGGACUUUCCACUGCCGUCCCAUGAGAACCCCCCAAUUUCAGGAUUGUUCAGCAUUGAAUAAAUGUGAACCUUCUUCAUUGGACUGGAUGGUGGUUUGGUUUUUACGUGCGGUGGAGUGAAGCAAGAAAUUUGCUCCAUCCUGGCUUCUUUUGUUUUCUGUUUGUUGUUGUAAAAUAAAUAAACUUUCUU
Molecule: messenger RNA, 1418 nt
Organism: Poeciliopsis prolifica (blackstripe livebearer)
Lineage: Eukaryota; Metazoa; Chordata; Actinopteri; Cyprinodontiformes; Poeciliidae
Product: testis-specific serine/threonine-protein kinase 1-like
Exons: 3
Coding region: 234-1199 (321 amino acids)
Biological process (GO): mitotic spindle organization; protein phosphorylation; regulation of cytokinesis
Cellular component (GO): spindle pole centrosome; chromosome passenger complex; spindle microtubule
Molecular function (GO): ATP binding; protein kinase activity
Source: RefSeq, a predicted model, not a curated record